This is a messenger RNA of Plectropomus leopardus (leopard coralgrouper), 4546 nucleotides long. RefSeq names its product fibronectin type III domain containing 3A (gene fndc3a). Gene Ontology annotation, molecular function: protein binding. NCBI's taxonomy places the organism in Eukaryota, Metazoa, Chordata, Actinopteri, Perciformes, Serranidae. The record is from RefSeq and is a predicted model, not a curated record.
GCGAAAUUCCUGACUUUUCUGCGAGGAGCAGGGUUGGAUGGGAAGUUAUCUCGAUAAAACUGGCAAUUAGGUUGACAUUGUCGAUACUUGGCGUCAUCAGUGUUGCUCGCAAGUCACUUCUUCGAUCUGUCUUAGGCGCAGUCAACUCGAGCGAGCGUCGUUCAUAUUACAAGAGAGACACAUCUUCAUCUUGCUAACUGUAAGCUAGGUAGCAUUAGGUAGCUAACACUAGCAUGUCACAUUUUGCCUUGUCUUGUGUUUAUCUUUGUAGCUAGCAAGAUCUCAGGUGUUUCAGAAAGUAGCUGGCGCUUGCUGACGUUAAACAUUUCGGAGAAGAGCUGCAUAGGAAUCAUCGCUGUGCAUCGGCUUGUCAGUCCAGACUGCUGCUGCUGUGCCGACUGACUGAGAGUUCCUCUUCAGUGGUGUGAAUGAGGGAGACAUGGCAGACCACACCCCACCUCUGGAGUCCGGCCAGCUGCUCAGCACUGAACUCCCUAUCAUGGCCUCACCACCACCCCCAACCAUGGUCAACGGGGAGGGCCCCCAGCAGGUAAUCCUGGUGCAGGUAAACCCAGGUGAGGCCUUCACUAUUAGACGAGAGGAUGGUCAGUUUCAGUGUAUCACAGGUCCUGCUCAGGUUCCCAUGAUGUCUCCAAAUGGUUCAGUGCCUCCAAUCUAUGUGCCUCCUGGAUACGUUUCACAGAUCAUAGAAGAGAACGGAGUGCGGCGGGUUCUGGUUUUACCUCAGCAACCAGAGUUCCACCCAGGGGGCCACUCCCCUCUACACCACCCUCCACCCCCACCCCAUGCCCACCUGCCUGCCUUCAUCCCACACCCUGCCAUGAUGCCCCCGCCACCCCACCUGUACACAGGCAUGGCGGGGGGCGUGGGUGACAUGGGCUCUCAGUACAUCUCCCAGUACCAUCCAGCUCAUAUCUACUCAGAGCAGGUCUCUACAGAUUCUCACUCCCAACAUGGACGCCCGCCGUUUGUCCACAGAGAUGACAGAACUAGCAAAACAUAUGAGCGUCUGCAGAAGAAACUGAAAGAGCGCCAGGGAGGUGGAGGAGGAGGGCAAGUGAAGGACAGCCCUCCCCCUUCGCCACAGAAGACUUGCAGCAGCCCCCCGACAGUGGAUAUUCACAACGGCGUUGGAUUAAAAGGGCUGGAGGUGGAGCAGGGGCAGCUCGGCCAUGCAGUUGCCGGCCCUGACAAGCAGACAGGCAUGGGCAAAAAUGGAGAUCCAGGAGAGCUAGAUGAGGAAGCUCAGGCCCUGCAAGCACUAUUGAGCACCGUCAGUGCACCAGUGGUGUCUGACAUCCAGGCUAGAGGAGCAGUAGUGAGCUGGGGUGUGCCCUCCAGGCCAGAGAGUGAGAAUGGCAGCGUGGAAGAUGACUGCAGCCUCCUGGAGCCCUUCAGCUAUGAGGUUUCUGUCUCAUUUAGUGGCAAAGAUGGGAAGUACAAGAGUAUGUACUGCGGGGAAGAACUAAGUGCUACUUUAGAAGACCUUCGACCAGCAACAGACUAUCAUGUCAGGGUCCAGGCCAUAUGUAAUUGUUUACAGGGAAGCCCGUCGGAGGCUGUGAGCUUCACCACUUUAAGCUGUGAGCCAGAUCCUCCUAAUGCUCCCAGAAAAGCCAGUGGGACCAAGAACACACUUGUACUCCAGUGGAAGGCUCCUUGUGAUAACGGUUCCAAAAUUCAAAACUACAUUCUUCAGUGGGAUGAGGGGAAGGGCACUGGGAUUUAUGAACAGUGCUAUUAUGGACCUCAGAAGCAGUACAGAGUGACCAAGCUUUCACCAGCUUCAAGAUACUCCUUCCGCCUUGCAGCCAAAAAUGACAUGGGUGUAAGCGAGUUCAGUGAAGUGGUGGACCUGUUCACCUCAUGCAGUGUGCCAUUGCCACCCUUCCCUCCAGAGCUGGAGAUGGCGGGGGUGACCUGGCUGUGUAUGAAGUGGCAGAGGCCCACUAGCUCUCCAAAGGAGGAUGACAUCUACUAUGUUUUGGAGAUGGAGGAGGAAGGCUCGGGAUAUGGCUUCCAGCCAAGCUAUGAUGGUGAGGAGCUCUCCUGCACAACCAGGAAUCUCCACAGGAGUACCAAGUACAAGUUUAGGGUGGCAGCAUACAACUCAGAGGGGAAAAGUAACCCCAGCCAGGUGGUCGAGUUCAUCACGAACCCUGACAGACCCAGCAGUCCCUGCAGGCCUGUCAUCAAAGGAAGAGUGCUGUCCAACAGCUUCAAGAUGGCCUGGGAGCCCCCAAAAGAUAAUGGUGGAGCAGAAGUCACAAAGUAUGUUGUGGAGUUGUCUGAGGGCUUAAGCGGUUUGUCAUGGGAGCUGGUGUACUCGGGGCCAGCUAUGGAGCACGUGUGUGAAGGCUUGAAGCCCGGCUGCUCCUACCAGACCCGAGUGUACUGCAUAAGCGAGGGGGGGCAGAGCCCGCUGUCGGAGACCCUGCAGGUUCAGACUCCCGCAGUGCCCCCAGGGCCCUGCCAGCCCCCUCGGCUGGUGGGCAAGCCCAAAGCCAGGGAGGUGCAACUGCGCUGGGGUCCCCCUCAGGUGGAUGGAGGCAGCCCAGUGUCCCUCUACAGUGUAGAAGUGAGUGGGCCGCAGUCUGAGGAAAGCAGGGAGGUUUACCAGGGUCCAGAGCUAGACUGCUCUGUGGGAGGCUUAAUGCCUGGCAAAACCUACAGCUUCCGGCUCAAAGCAGCGAACAAGGCUGGGUUUGGACCUCUUUCAGAGCGCUGUGAGGUUACAACUGGCCCCGGGGCCCCUGAGCAGUGCAAGCCUCCUUCAACCACAUGCAAAUCCCCAAGUUGUGUUGUUGUGAGCUGGGAGGCCCCAUCUUGCAACGGUGCUCCGGUGACAGAGUUUCGUCUUGAGUGGGGAGCUGCUGAGGGCACUAUGCAGGUGUGUUACAGUGGAGCAGGGUUCAGCCAUGAAAUGAAGGGGCUGCUUCCUGCAACCAGCUAUUUCUGCCGGGUACAGGCUGUAAAUGUGGCUGGUGUGGGGCCGUUCAGCGAGGCAGUGUUGUGCCAGACGCCCUGUUCUGUGCCUGCAGCCGUCAGCAACAUCUACUCGCUGAAAGAGUCCGAGCUGCAAAGGUACGAGACUCCAGUCGACGCAGAUGAAGACGAGGAAGAAGAGGAUGGUGAUUCCCGGGCACCACCACUCUACUCUCCAUCCACCUGCCUGGGCAUUAGCUGGGAUCCCCCAUGUGAUCACGGCUCUGAGAUAACAUCCUACCUGAUUGAUCUUGGAGAGCGCCAGCCGAUCGUUGUUGGUUCUGUCACCAGACACAUCAUCCAGCAUCUGCAGCCUGACACCAGCUACAGGAUCCGAAUCCAAGCCCUGAACAGCCUGGGAGCAGGCCCCUUUAGUCACACCUUUAAGCUGAAGACAAAACCCCUGCCUCCACAACCACCCCGCCUGGAGUGCACCGCCUUCAGCCACCAGACCCUCAGGCUCAAGUGGGGCGAUGGCUCAGCCAAAGCCGUCACCUCAGACGCCCUCCAGUAUCAACUGCAGAUGGGGGACAAGAGCGGCAGAUUUAUAUCCUUGUAUAAAGGACCAUGCCACACACAUAAAGUCCAGAGGCUUAAUGAGUCUACCUCUUAUACGUUCCGCAUCCAGGCCUUUAAUGAGGCGGGCGAAGGGCCCUUCUCCAAUGUUUACACAUUCACCACUCCACGCUCUCCUCCAGCCCCAGUGAAAGUUCCUAAAGUGGAGCGUCUGGAUGACAUCUCCUGUGAAGUCACAUGGGAAGCCCUGCCGCCCAUGAAGGGGGACCCGAUCAUCUAUACCUUGCAGUGCAUGAUGGGGAACUCCGAGUUUAAACAGGCCUACAAAGGCUCUGCCACAUCCUUCCAUGUCCACAAUCUGCAGCCCAAUAGCGACUACCGUUUCCGGGUGUGUGCUAUCAGGCAGUGCCAGGAGGCCCCUGAACUCAGUGGCCCCUACAGCCCCACAGUGACCCUCUCUCCCCAGCGGAAUGACGUGGCAGUAGGCGGCGGCUCGGCCGGCUCGGGGUCCAGGGCUGGCACAGAGGCCAACCGAGCCAGACGGAGCUUGACAGACGAGCAGUGUGCUUUCCUCCUCCUCAUGGUUUUUGCCGUCAUUGCCAUCCUCAUCGCUUUUGUCAUCCAGUACUUUGUCAUUAAAUAAGCAGUUUGUGCCACCCAGCUGCAGGGUUAUAGCUUUAUUCUUUCCCCCUCUCUCUGUUGUUUUGUAUUCUUUGUUUUGUACUUAUCAUAUUCCGCUGUCAACAUAGUAAUCGCAUUAGCUGCAUUGGGGUGCAGCAGGAGGGAGGGCUGGUGAGUGACAGCCCAAUGGUGGUAAGAAAUUGACAAUGUAAUACUUUAUUAAGCACCUGUGAUACCUUCCUGACUCUCCUGCCUUUGUCAGCCUGUCCCAACUUUUUGGUAUCUGUUGUUCAGUUCAGAUUUCUUUUUCAUGAUCAGCUUCCCUGCGCAAAUGGAUGGAAAGAGCAGGGAUAUAGUUUAUUUUAGGAAGAGGGUCAGGGUCGAAGAGGUGCUUUGACUCAUG